CUCGUGUUUAAUGGCGAGAUACCGAAGCAGCGGAGCUCACGACAAGCAUGGCGAGUGUAGCCCGGACAAGUCGACGAUAUGGCUUUGCGUGUCUUCCAUGUCGCCGCAAGAAGUCCCGCUGCGACGGCAACAAGCCGCACUGCCGCAAUUGCGUCCGGUCGGGAGAAGACUGUGCCUACAAGGCGACCGACGCCCUCGUGGCGGAGCUGUACAACCAGCUCCAGCACUCCGAGGCACGCGUGAGAGAGCUUGAAGAUGGCCUCCGCAAGCUGGCCGUCCUCGAUCUCACUAGUGACGACAGCUUCAACCUGAUAUCGAGCCUCGUCGAGACUGAGACGCAAUGGAGCGGACCAUCUCCUCCAGCGACGGUUGGGUCAGGGCCAGUGAUUGAUCAACAGGCCGCCGAAUCAUCGCCUGGCAAGGAUCAGCUGCAGCAAGCAGAGCUCAGCUUAGAUGAGCACGGCCAGGUGCAGUAUUUCGGAGCAACGUCCCGCUUCCUCUGGCACGAAGAACCCAGCCUCGGCGACUCCAACGCCCAGCCACAGACAGACGAAGACUACCACCGGAAGUGGCUCCUCUCCAACUCGAGAUUCUACGCCUCCUGGGAGCAGCGAGCGUACGCGAGUCUCGCACUCGACCCCGAAGUCAGCGCCGAGGCUGCCACCGCACUCCUGCAGAUGUACUGGACGUGGCAGGGCCCCUUGCACAACUGCGUCUACAAGCCCUGCUUCUUCCGCGACAUGGCUCUCGGCGGGCCGUACUUUUCGCCGUUUCUGCUCAACGUCAUCUACGCGCACGCGUGCCGCCAUGUCAAGGCGGACGAUGCUCGCUUCGCCGGCUUCGACCGCGGCGAGUACUUCCUCGCCAAGGCGAAGCUGCUGCUCUUGAAUGAGUUUAACCGCGAGAAGCCUCGCGUGCCUACCAUACAGGGUCUUUUGAUCCUCGGCGGUCGGCAGUGCGCCGUUGGCAAGAGCAGCGAGGGAUGGCUGUACACUGGCAUGGCCAUCAGGAUGAUCAAAGACCUCGGUCUGCAUCUCCGGAAACGACAUGUCAUACUGAUAGAAAAGCUAGAGCCGGAUGAUCUCGAAGCAUCGAAGCGUCUCUACCUGUCUGCAUAUGCGUGGGACAAGUCCCUCAGCCUCUGUUUAGGCCGGCCACCUUCACUGACCGAGCUUCCAUACGAUCCCAGCAGUAUACUGGAUCGAGCUGGCGACGAAGCCGUCUGGCGCCCUCUCUACCUCGCCGAGAUCGAAAACGAAUAUCCUGGAACAGAGGCCCUCAGCUCAUUGACGUUUUCAUGGUUCUGCCGGUUAUCUAUACUUGUAAACGAUUUGUACAACACAGUCUACAACAGCCGAGCGAAUGAACUCCAAGUCCAAAAGAUUGUAGCGCUGGAAGAGAGACUCCGCGGGUUCUAUACAGACCUCCCUGAGGUUUUGCGGAUCAGCGAUGUGGCAUCACUCGCGUUUUGUCCACCGCCUCACAUCAUGUGCUUGAACAUUCUAUACCACACGGUCCUACUCCUCCUAUAUCGGCCAUUUUUCCCCUGGUCAAACGAUGCAAGACUCAGUCGAAACUCGAUUGCAAUCCGGGCGAAAGCUGUCUGCGCCGAGGAAGCCAUAUUAGUCAACGACUUCUUCCGGGCAUAUGGCAAGACAUUCAAGUUUCAGAACCAAAGCUAUUUGAUAUCCUACUGCGUCUACACGGCUGCAACAAUCGAGCUACGGCAGAUUGACGAUCCCGACGAGAGGAUAUCCGCGAUGGCGGUCGACCGUCUGGCCACCACCUUGAAUAUGCUAGAGACAGAGGCCCGACAAACGCCAGGCGUAAGAAGGAGCUUAGAUAUCAUCAAACUCCGUCUAGAAUCUCGCGCGGCGGCGAGGACCGGCACUCGGCAUUCAGGUCGAAUAUCAGCGGCGAAACGCAAGGAUGCAGCUCUGCCGCCUCCAGGCGAUAGCGUAGACAUGGCCAGUGGCAUCCCGGCGGACUCGGACAUGGACAUGAACUUUCCAAUGGAAUGGAUAGAUUGGGAAAAUAUGAACCCCAGCGGCGACUUUGUUCCUGGGAUAGAAAGCUGGGCAUGGUAAAUUGCUCGGGCUACCAUGUACUGGUUGUUCGGUAGAAAAGCAUUAAUUUUUGAAUUUACACAAUAUGUUUACGCUCUGUUGUCUUCAUAUAGUCAUGGUCAUUCCAGG
Messenger RNA from Ilyonectria robusta, 2195 nucleotides. Its product is annotated as fungal-specific transcription factor domain-containing protein. Gene Ontology annotation, biological process: DNA-templated transcription; regulation of DNA-templated transcription. NCBI's taxonomy places the organism in Eukaryota, Fungi, Ascomycota, Sordariomycetes, Hypocreales, Nectriaceae. The record is from RefSeq and is a predicted model, not a curated record. The coding region runs from base 48 to 2087 and encodes 679 amino acids. Gene Ontology annotation, molecular function: DNA binding; DNA-binding transcription factor activity, RNA polymerase II-specific; zinc ion binding. The transcript has 9 exons.